UCAAUUAACAAGAAAAAUAGAUUUCUCUAUUAUAUGAGAAAGUAUAUCAUGCCAUGCACUUUGUUGCUUCACUUGCAAAAUUCACAAUCAUCCACUAAUUCGAUUCAUUCCCUUUUUCCCUAUUGAGUUUCAUUUCUUCUCAUCAUCAAAAAUCGAAACCUUCCUUUCUAAUUUCAUUUCAUUUGUAAAUAUAAGCUUGAUAUAUUCAUUCAGUUGGUUCUAUUAUUAGUUAGAGACAUAUAUGGAGCCUAAUAACUACAAUUCUUGUUCUAAUGUUGUUGUCACUGAUGAUGAGAAGAAGCCAUUAUUAGAAGAGAAAAAGAUGGGUACAAUAAUAAGAUACAAAGAAUGUCUGAAGAACCAUGCAGCUUCACUUGGUGGCAAUGCAACUGAUGGAUGCGGCGAAUUCAUGCCCUGUGGUCAACAAGGUACCAUUGAAGCCCUCAUCUGUUCUGCAUGCAAUUGCCAUAGAAACUUUCACAGGAAAGAGAUUCAAUCUGAAGCUCAUCAUCAUCAACAUCAAGUGGUGAAGCAUAUUUUUGCACACUCAUCAAUUAGUCUUUCUGAUCAAUCUUAUGAUCAUGAUCAUAACGACAAUAAGGAUUAUUGUGAAAAAGGGGGGGUGCGGAUGAAGAAGAGGUUCAGAACAAAGUUCACACAAGAACAGAAGGCGAAGAUGCUCGAUUUCGCGGAGAAGGCCGGAUGGAAGAUACAGAAGCUAGAUGAAUCUAUGGUGAACAAGUUUUGCCAAGACCUUGGGAUCAAGAGAAGGGUACUCAAGGUUUGGAUGCACAAUAACAAGAACACUUUUGCUGCGAAGAAUAAGAAGAAUCUUUCUACAACCACCUAGAUGAUAAUAAUGAGUCCAAUUUCUUGGAGUCAUGGUUGAAUUCUCUCGGUGUGACUUUAAGAUUAUGGAUUUAAAAUAUAAAAAUAAUCACUGAUAUAAUUAUCAAAUUAUAUUGUA
Messenger RNA from Arachis ipaensis, 967 nucleotides. RefSeq names its product zinc-finger homeodomain protein 4-like. The record is from RefSeq and is a predicted model, not a curated record. Gene Ontology annotation, molecular function: transcription cis-regulatory region binding; DNA-binding transcription factor activity. Lineage: Eukaryota; Viridiplantae; Streptophyta; Magnoliopsida; Fabales; Fabaceae. Gene Ontology annotation, cellular component: nucleus. Gene Ontology annotation, biological process: regulation of developmental process; regulation of DNA-templated transcription.